Haliaeetus leucocephalus (bald eagle) is the source of this 2070-nucleotide messenger RNA. RefSeq names its product neuronal acetylcholine receptor subunit alpha-7-like. The record is from RefSeq and is a predicted model, not a curated record. The transcript is spliced from 10 exons. The coding region runs from base 50 to 1585 and encodes 511 amino acids. Gene Ontology annotation, biological process: chemical synaptic transmission; signal transduction; regulation of membrane potential. Gene Ontology annotation, molecular function: transmembrane signaling receptor activity; acetylcholine-gated monoatomic cation-selective channel activity. Gene Ontology annotation, cellular component: neuron projection; synapse; postsynaptic membrane. Lineage: Eukaryota; Metazoa; Chordata; Aves; Accipitriformes; Accipitridae.
AUCCUCUUUCUCCCUCUGCUCAGGAAGGAUAGCCAGCCUAUUUUUGACAAUGCUCACAGAAAAGUGCUUGGGAUUUGUUUAUUCUGGACUAUGUCUCUGGGCAUCCUUGUUCCUGUCUUUCUUUAAAGUCUCUCAGCAGGGCGAAAGCCAGAGACGCUUGUACAGAGAACUGCUGAGAAACUACAAUCGUCUUGAACGACCAGUAGUGAAUGACUCCCAACCCCUUGUAGUCGAGCUCCAGCUUUCUUUGCUGCAGAUAAUUGAUGUGGACGAGAAGAAUCAAGUGUUGAUCACAAAUGCUUGGCUGCAGAUGUACUGGGUUGACGUUUACUUGUCUUGGGAUCAGUAUGAAUAUCCAGGGGUGCAGAACUUGCGAUUUCCAGCCAACCAGAUUUGGGUACCAGACAUUCUUCUGUAUAACAGUGCGGAUGAAAGAUUUGAUGCGACAUUUCACACAAAUGUGCUGGUGAAUUACUCUGGAUCCUGCCAAUAUAUUCCUCCAGGCAUUUUGAAGAGUACAUGUUACAUUGACGUCCGCUGGUUCCCCUUUGAUGUGCAGAAGUGUGAUUUGAAGUUUGGCUCCUGGACUCACAGUGGCUGGUUGAUUGACCUGCAGAUGCUUGAGGCUGAUAUUUCCAACUACAUCUCAAAUGGAGAAUGGGAUUUAGUGGGUGUCCCAGGAAAGAGGAAUGAGAUGUACUAUGAAUGCUGUAAAGAACCAUACCCAGAUGUGACGUACACCAUCACCAUGCGCCGACGCACCCUCUACUAUGGCUUGAACUUACUUAUUCCCUGCGUUCUCAUAUCUGGCUUGGCACUGCUUGUUUUCCUUUUGCCAGCUGAUUCAGGGGAGAAGAUUUCUUUAGGUAUCACUGUCCUGCUUUCCCUGACUGUAUUCAUGCUGCUUGUGGCUGAGAUCAUGCCUGCAACUUCUGACUCAGUCCCACUAAUAGCUCAGUAUUUCGCUAGCAUCAUGGUCAUCGUUGGUCUGUCUGUGGUGGUAACAGUGCUGGUUCUGCAGUUUCACCAUCAUGACCCGCAAGGAGGAAAGAUGCCCAAAUGGGUCCGUGUCAUUCUGCUGAAUUGGUGUGCUUGGUUUUUACGAAUGAAAAAACCUGGGGAAAAAGUAAAGCCUCUCUCUUGCAAAUACAGCUAUCCCAAGGAGCAUCUGAGUGUAAACAGCAUGGAGAUGAAUGUUCUACCUGGGCACCAGUCCAGCAAUGGCAACAUGAUCUAUAGCUACCACACAAUGGAUAAUCCAUGCUGCCCCCAGAAGAAUGAUCUGGGUAGCAAGAGUGGAAAGAUUACUUGCCCCUUACCAGAAGAUAUGGAGCUUGUUCAAAAGAAAGCUUUAAUGGAUACUAUUCCAGUGAUUGUGAAGAUCCUGGAGGAAGUUCAGUUCAUAGCAAUGCGCUUCAGGAAACAAGAUGAAGGUGAAGAGAUCUGCAGUGAGUGGAAGUUUGCAGCUGCUGUCAUAGACAGAUUAUGCCUGGUUGCAUUUACCCUUUUUGCCAUCAUUUGCACAUUUACAAUACUCAUGUCUGCUCCAAAUUUUAUAGAAGCUGUUUCAAAGGAUUUUGCAUAAGGAUUUCAAAGAUGAGCACGAUAAUUUAAAAGUUAGUAUUGCCAGUAAUUUUGCUAGGUAAUUUAACUCAAAUAGAGAAGUGUACUUAUAUGUGCUAACAUACACAGAUGGGGAUGAAAAUAAUUUCAGGAGGUAAUUAUUCCUGAUGUUAGUGAUUCUAGUUACUGAAUAGUAAACAUAUUGAGCUCUGUUACUUAUUUCAUAGACUAGUGCCCUGCGUAAUUAUAUCAUGAUCUGUGACAAAUGAUAGACAAGAAUUCAAAUCUACAAUAUUACAAGUUAACAGUAGUAUCUAUGUGUUACUAUGAAUUUGUGAACCUUUAGAUACUGUUAUUAAUUUAAAUGGCCAUUGUUGACUAUAAGCUUUACAGCAUUUUGUUGUUUUCAGUAUAUUUGUGGUUUACCAUUUUUGUUUAUUGUGGCUGUGACAUUCACUUCUCUGAUUAGACAGACAUAUGUCCACAGUCUUUUGAUCCUGUAUAUUG